Messenger RNA from Epinephelus moara (kelp grouper), 4930 nucleotides. RefSeq names its product aryl-hydrocarbon receptor nuclear translocator 2 (gene arnt2). The coding region runs from base 801 to 2999 and encodes 732 amino acids. Gene Ontology annotation, biological process: regulation of transcription by RNA polymerase II. The transcript has 20 exons. Lineage: Eukaryota; Metazoa; Chordata; Actinopteri; Perciformes; Serranidae. Gene Ontology annotation, cellular component: nucleus; cytoplasm; aryl hydrocarbon receptor complex. Gene Ontology annotation, molecular function: RNA polymerase II cis-regulatory region sequence-specific DNA binding; protein dimerization activity; DNA-binding transcription factor activity, RNA polymerase II-specific. The record is from RefSeq and is a predicted model, not a curated record.
UCGUAUCUCUAGAAGAGAAACACUUAAGCUGAAACUCCUUAAAAUAGCCAUUAUUGAAGAAAGAAAAAUAGCACAAAAAAGCUAUUUCAUACAAUCUAUAAACAAUUUUAAACUGAGACUUGUCAGAAAACCACCUGACGUCUUAGCACAGUGGUAUGGAUUACUUAAAAAUAGAGUCUUUUAAAUCAACUCAAGUUAAUGACUGUCAAAGGUUGGAUGAUGUUGCCUUGAGCAGGAACGUCACCUGCGCGAGCAGCCCCCCACUAGUGAUAGAGACAGUGGUCAACAAGUAAAGGGCUCAUACUGGCCUGAGGAAGAGUUCUGAGUGUACUAUACAUAGUUCCGGUGUACAACAGUAGGCUAUUAGAAAGUGAAAAUAUCCACUCAAACAAUGUAACAAGCCCACACUAUGUGGCAUUACUUUGAAAACGCAAUACGGCUUUACAGUGCACUCAUCACUGCACCAGUCACACUGUAGCCUACAACAUUAAUUUAUUCAAGCAACCCUAAAAUCUCGCGGUGAUACCAUUCAGACAUCUUGCAUUUUAGUAAGUCUGGUCUUGGAGAUUUUUUCAUUAAAAACCUACACUAUAUACAUUUCACACAGAAGCACGCUUGUGUUAACGUUAUUCGUUUGAAUCCAGAGUAGUUUUCCUCCGCUUAAACGGAUGUGAGGCGGUUGGACCGAGCCUCGCGUGCCAAUCCCGCGGAGUUUAGACGGUCUCUCACGGGGACUCUGUAGCUGUAUUGUGCGUCAUCUCCAUCGCCGCAGUUUUGUUAUUUUUCUCCACUGAGGAAACAUGGCAACUCCCGCCGCGGUCAACCCGUCCGAGAUGGGCAGUGAGUUACCGGGGACAGUAGCUAUGCCAGGGGCAGUGGGAGCUGGUCAGGUGAGGAUGGGAGGAGCUGUACCAGGCCGUGGGGGCAAGAGGAGAUCAGGAGGAAUGGACUUUGACGAUGAAGACGGAGAGGGACCUAGCAAAUUUUCAAGGUAUGAUGAUGAUCAGAUUCCUGGUGGGGAUAAGGAGAGAUUCGCCAGAGAGAACCACAGUGAGAUUGAGAGACGCCGACGCAACAAAAUGACCCAGUACAUCACUGAGCUGUCAGACAUGGUGCCGACCUGCAGUGCCCUGGCCCGAAAACCUGAUAAACUGACCAUCCUGCGAAUGGCUGUCUCCCAUAUGAAAUCCAUGAGGGGCACUGGCAACACGUCCACUGAUGGGGCCUAUAAGCCCUCCUUUCUCACUGAACAGGAACUGAAGCAUCUGAUUCUGGAGGCGGCAGAUGGCUUUCUGUUUGUGGUUGCUGCAGAGACGGGACGGGUGAUCUAUGUGUCGGAUUCCGUUACGCCCGUGCUGAACCAUCCCCAGUCAGAGUGGUUUGGCAGCACCCUGUAUGAACAGGUCCACCCUGACGAUGUGGACAAGCUCAGGGAACAGCUCAGUACUUCAGAAAACUCCAUGACAGGACGGAUUCUGGACCUGAAGACAGGAACAGUGAAGAAGGAGGGACAGCAGUCCUCAAUGAGGAUGUGCAUGGGCUCCCGACGGUCUUUCAUCUGCCGCAUGAGGUGCGGUAGUGCUCCUCUGGAUCACAUCUCCUUAAACCGUCUGUCAAACAUGAGGAAGAGAUACAGGAAUGGCCUUGGACCCUCAAAAGAAGGAGAGGCUCAGUACUCUGUGGUGCAUUGCACAGGCUACAUCAAAGCCUGGCCCCCUGCAGGCAUGACUAUACCAGAAGAAGACACAGAGGCAGGUCAGACUGGAAAAUACUGCCUAGUGGCCAUCGGAAGACUGCAGGUGACCAGCUCUCCAGUCUCCAUGGAUAUGAAUGGCCUGUCUGUGCCCACAGAGUUUCUGUCACGUCACAACUCGGAUGGUGUCAUCACUUUUGUCGACCCGCGCUGCAUCAACGUCAUUGGUUAUCAGCCUCAGGACUUGCUGGGGAAAGAUAUUCUGGAGUUCUGCCAUCCUGAGGACCAAAGUCACCUAAGAGAAAGUUUCCAACAGGUGGUGAAAUUGAAGGGUCAGGUUCUGUCUGUGAUGUAUCGUUUCCGAAUGAAGAACAGGGAGUGGAUGCUGAUCCGAACCAGUAGCUUCACCUUCCAGAAUCCAUACUCUGAUGAGAUAGAGUACAUCAUCUGCACCAACACCAAUGUCAAGCAGCUGCAGCAGCAGCAGCAAGCAGAGCUGGAGGUUCACCAGAGAGAUGGACUGACUGCCUACGAUCUUUCCCAGGUGCCUGUGGCCAGUGUCAGCAGUGGAGUCCAUGAGGCAGGGAAGAACAUCGACAAGACAGAAGUCCUGUUCUCCCAGGAGAGAGACCCACGCUUUGCUGAGAUGUACACUGGCAUCUCUGGCUCGGGAGAUAAGAAGAUGAUGGUUCCCUCCUCUACAGCUGGAGGACAGCAGCUCUACUCACAGAGCUCUCCUUUCCAGCAGGGACACUCUGGCAAAAGUUUCAGUUCCUCUGUGAUCCAUGUCCCUGGUGUGAACGACAUCCAACCAUCGGGCUCAUCCAAUCAGAAUCUAGCUCAGAUCUCCAGACAGCUCAAUCCCGGCCAGGUGGCAUGGUCAGGCAACCGACCCCCCUUCUCUGCACAGUCCAGUAAAGCCCAAUCCAGUCCAUUUGGUAUUGGUUCUGGCCACAACUACCAGACUGACCCAGCCUCCUACAGUCCCCUGUCAUCCCCGGCCACUUCCUCCCCCAGCGGCAACGCCUACUCAGGACUGACAAACCGCAGCACAGCUUUUGAUGUGUCAGGGGAGAGUAGUCAGAGUGGAGCCCAGUUCCAGGGUCGUCCCAGUGAGGUUUGGUCCCAAUGGCAGAACCAGCAUCACUCCCAGCAGGCAGGGGAACAGCACACACACCCCAAUCCCAGCCAGACAGAAGUCUUCCAGGACAUGUUACCCAUGGCUGGAGAUCCCACCCAGGGAACGGCAAACUACAACAUUGAGGAUUUCGCUGACCUCGGCAUGUUCCCACCCUUCUCUGAGUAAUAUGGAUGGAGGGUUCUCCAUUACUCUCCCUCUCAGAACUGGACUGAUGUUUGCAUCCACCUGUCAUGUUGUCUCAUUUUUCUACAUUGCUGGGUCACCAACACAUAGCUGAUGUGCAGCACGGUGAAUGUCUGGGUGCACUUGUCAUUCACACACAUACAGACACACAGUUCACAAAUGUUUGGGCUCCGAGGCCUGCAGUAUGUAUCUGUAAACAUGCACAUACCUCGUCUUUGCAAAGAGGGACCCCGCUGUCAGAUGGAAGGUACAUCAAUCAACCUGUAUCAGCUCUUUGUCUGUUGUAGCAAUGAUAAACAUUGCCUCAAGCUCGUUAAACUGACGGUGCAGUCUGUGACAUUAAGGUUGCUGAAACGUGGCUGUUAAGCUCCCUGCAGUCAGCAUCAGUAUGACCAGAGGAGGUUAGAGCUGGAUUCGUCAGAGCCCAGUAUCAGUAUUAUUAUCCAAGAUUUUUAGACUUCCUCUCUUCUGAUUUGAGAAAGCAAAACUUCAAGUUUCUAACAAAAAUGUCCUCAUAACAUAUUUUUUGUCAGUGUUCAUGUCUAUAAGUAUCCAUGCAGCUGACCCAAAUUUAUGACUGUGCCAACUUCACAUAGGCUACACUCAGUGAUGUACAAAGCUACACACAUGUUCACUGCUGUCUGCAUCCACAUCUGUUUUGGAGUAUGCCAGAUUUUGUUUUCAGUAUGGAAUAAUAAGAACAAAAUGAAAAAAGAUACAGGGCUCUUGCUUCCCAACUGAUGCAUAACACAUUAUGAUGGAGUUCAUGUCACCUGUGACACUUGUAGUGUUAUUCCCUCAACAGGGUUUUGAUUAUUUAUGCUCAGGUCAUUGGACAACUUAAAGACACUGCAGUAAAAUUGACCUAAAUUAUUCAUUUAUUGACUUCACAGGAAAUAUGUUAUUAGUUUACUUAACAUUUCAGUUGUUGUGACAGUGCUGAGUAGAGCUCACGCUGAGUCUGCACAUUAUUUUCAUAUUUCAGACCAAGUAAAUUAAUGGUAAUUAAUCAUUAUUUUACUGUUGAGGAAUUUAGACUUUUUAUCUCCAGAAAGGUUUUCCAGAGUUUUCAGAGUUUUUACUCUAUUGUGAUUGUGAUCAAGCAGCAGCCUCUGGCACUGAAAAAUGAAGCCAAUGCUGAAGUGCCAAAAACUGCAGUUCUUUGAAUGACCACUUGAGGCUGGCUCCAAAAGCUCCAAUAGACCCCCAUGUUAAAUCCCCAACUUUACAGCCUGGUACAAACAACAGUCAUGGUCUUUAUAGCUGAUAUCCCCCUUCAUGAUAAGUAGAUAAAGUUUUACAUAAUUAAUGGUGGCUGCUGAUAGUGUCCUCUGCUUCUCAGUCUAUCCUCCACAACACCACCCUCCCCUCCAAAUAUGGUAAUUUCUGGCUCCAAAAAAAACAAGACGGUGACAGCCAAAAUGCCAGCUUCAAAAACAGAAGUCCGCAAACAAGUGGAUGUCACAGUAGCUCCAUUAUUUUUACAGUCUGUGACUCUGACUCUGCCUAUACACUGUAAACCCCAUUUAACUCACUCCACUUAAACACCAGACACAAAAUAAAUGUGUCCCAUGAUCCUCGUCUGACAGAAAUUGUAUGCCAGUUACACAAAAUAAUAAUAACGUUUUCCUGUUGUUUGAGCAUUUAAUUCUAUGUCAUAUGAACAUAAAAACAGUACACAUCUUACUACAUCUUUUUUCACUGAACUAUAAAAACAUAUUUUGUGACAAAUUUAGGUUUCCUGAUUGCUAGAAUAAGGCAAAGAGAUGAACAGGAAGCACUCUUUAUUUCCCCUCAGCACAACCUUAUGUUAGAUACUCCAAAAUCAACACAGGUGGGAGGUCACUAACUUUUACCGCAACAUUAACUGUAACCCAUUAGAACCAUGGUGAAAAAACAUAAACAUUAAUUAC